Molecule: messenger RNA, 408 nt
Organism: Colletotrichum truncatum
Lineage: Eukaryota; Fungi; Ascomycota; Sordariomycetes; Glomerellales; Glomerellaceae
Source: RefSeq, a predicted model, not a curated record
AUGAGUUCACGGCGAAUGGAAGCUCCGGGACUGAAGACGGUGUCGUUGGCAGAAAUAUGUCCCACAGCACCCCAAAGUCAGAUACUGUGCGGUUACCUUCCAUUCCAACAUCACCGAGGAGCACGAUUCGAUCUAUGGCCCCGUACGGGCGUUCAACGUGACGAGGCGGUUAAAAAGAUUCAGGCGAUAGAGUCCGAUAUUGAAACUGAUGCUGCACGUGGGAAGAAUGACGGCGAGUACGGUGACAGCAACCGGAACGACAAUGACAACGACUGCAUGAAGCUGCAACUAACUUCUUUGGCUGAUGCGGCGAGUACCCUAACCCUUUGGAUGGUAGACCGUAGAGGGGAUGUCAGGAGGAAGAGACAAAAGGAGCAGUUCCGAGAGGAAGAAGUCGAACCGUCGUAA